GUUUUUGACUAAACUGACGAAUCACCAAUUCUGCCUAAUGAGUGACGACGACUUGAAAAACUUUUUAUGGCAACAUCCUCAACCCGGUCUUAGUGGAACAGCUCGCAGCAAUAGAAGUUUUAAUCUGAAAGUGACAAAGAAUCAGGAACAACAAAGAAGCGUUGAGAUUAGUGAUGGAUUUGAUAUAUUAUUAUCCAGGCUCCCCAAUCGCAAUAGCAACUCAUCAACAGCCUACAUUGUAGAAUCAGUCUCGUCACAAUCAGUGGUUAUUAAGAAACACGUUCCGGCAAAUAUUGCGAUUAAUAAUGAGAUCAAACAAUAUAACA
This is a messenger RNA of Paraglomus occultum, 326 nucleotides long. The record is from the annotation of a GenBank genome assembly. Lineage: Eukaryota; Fungi; Glomeromycota; Glomeromycetes; Paraglomerales; Paraglomeraceae.